AAGUUGACUUUGCUCUUGCUACUCCCCCUCCACGACUCGGAGGGCGGUGCGAGACAGCGGGAGGAGGGGGAAGGGAGAAAGGGGCGGGGCCCCCGUCUUGGGCGCGCGUAGUUGAAAGACCGUUACUCUGACGGUUGGUGUCGGUUCGUUUGGAUCUCUCGGACCCUGCUCCGCCUUCCUGACACUUUCUGUUCACCAUGGCCGAGGCCCGAGCUUCGCCGCCGCCUCCUCCUCCUCCCCCGUCUUCUCCUUCGUCCCCCUUGGCCCGCGCCGCCGCUUUCUCCUUGUCCCCGGAGCUCCCGGCAGUUUUGGCCGGGAGAAUCCAGAACCGGGGCCGGGGCCGGGGCCGAGCCGUGGAGCCGCCGUCCGUGGACCCGCUGGAGGAGGUAGAGAUGCAGAUCGAUGAUGCAGCCUUUUCGUUAAUGAAACUUCUUGAGGCCACAUCUGCUGUUUCAGCCCAGGUGGAAGAGCUGGCAUUCAAAUGUACUGAAAAUGCCCGGUUCCUUAAAACAUGGAGGGGUCUGCUAAAAGAAGGCUAUGAUUCCUUGAAACCAGACAACCAAUGCAGCGCAACCAACUAGAUGUUGAAAUAAUGACUGCUACAGGAAAUUGGGGGCAGAUUUGCUACAUGUAUAAUGCUUGCACUUUUUCCCAUGUGAUAUUUGCACCUAUGGAUGUAUAAGACUUUAUUUCCAAUAGUUAUGGAUAUUUAUGACACUUUGCUUUGUAAUUGAAUAUUAAGACUUUACUUCCUUGUGUAUCUUUUCCUGUUUUAAAAAGGAAAAUAUUUACUUAAUUUUGACUCUGGAUUGUAUUUGAUCUUGUUCCUGAGUCAGUUUGUGCCUACCAAACUUUCACAAGCUUGUUUUACUUUUAAAAGUAAAUUUUAUCUGUGAUUAAGAAACUCAGAAAUACAAUAACUCAGUUUUAGAGUGCUUUAUUACAAAUGCUUUCCCUACAACAGUCCUCAGACUAGGUAGUAUUUUAGUACUUUAGUAGACCUAUGAUCUCAUCAGUGAGGAUAUUCCCUCCAACAGUAUAGAUCACAGCCUAUUCAUGCUUUUUCCUCUUGUGUGGCUUUUAUUUAUGUGCUCUUAGCAAUUUGCCCUAAGGUAUCCACUCAAUUUUCUGAAAGUCUUCUUGGCAGUCUUUUAAAAUUAUGCUGGUACCAGAGCAGUACUCCAGGCUGUUCAGUUCCUUACUUUUGCUAUUUGGUUGGCCCACUUUCUUUUCUGAUAAUGCAUCUCUAGGAUGGUACCUUCUGGGCUGCCACUUGUGUGCACAUCAUUGUUGGUGAUCUGUUAUACUACUGGUUUGUGCUCACCAUAUGUCUCACUUUUGCCCCUUUGGGUCACCUAAAUUUUUAGAUAUUGUGAUGUUCUGUGAUUCAUAGCUAUAUUGUUUCACUGGAAGAAUGUUGCUUUAAAAAAAAAAGAGGGCUUUUAACUCAGGAAGCAGUUUGGAAUUGUUGGAAGUACUGUUAUUUCUGAAAAGCAUUUCAGUCUGUAUUCCUGCUAUUCAGUCCUGGGUCUAGUUCGUUGUCCAUGUGAGAGUAUGUCUGAGAUACUAAUAGCCAAACUCAGUACCUAUUCACUUGUAUAUCAUAGGUCUAGGAUAAUGACCAUUAGGUCAUUCUUCAUUCAUGUAGUUUUUCCUGUCUUUAUUAUUGGGUCAAACUCUGUGUACUAUAUAUAUAUGUAUAUCUCCUCAUUUUCCUGAUGAAACUGAGUCUCAGAGAAAGUGGGAGAGCUAGAACUUGAGUUCCAGCACUCUGGCUUCUAGUUCUAUAUGUUCUUUCUACCAAAUCACACUCUGUGAUAUUAAUUCUUUUGGUUCAAUGCUGAAUUGCCAAUAGAAAUGUUAUUUUUUUUUCCUUCAUGUUUCUAGAAUGGAAAUACUGGCCAUUGGAAGUAUUGGCCGUUUUCCCUCCCUUUGAAUGUACAAUCUAAAGCUUCCUUGAGUAGGGGGAAAAAUUUUUUCCUCAACACAGGUGUAGAUAACCACUGCCUUACUUCUUUUAAAUAUAUGUAAACACAAUAGAUGAAUGCUUUUAAAAGUAUGGAUGAUGGAAGUUUUUUUUUUAACUUUUUAUGAAACCUGGGAUUUCACUCAAAACAUUUUUAAAAGUUACAUGGGACACAUGUAUAUCCCUCAUGUUUCUUUACUUAGCUGUAUUUUUUUUUUACCGACAAUUACAGUUUCUUAUAUCUAAUCCUUCUGUACAUUUGAUUAUUAUUUUUAAAGUGCCUUAUGCUUGUAUAAUUCCAUGAUAUUACUUUGUGGAUGUAUGUAAGUUAGUGUUUCUGUUGUAAUUUGUAUGUAACUUAGUGUUUCUGUAACUCCUUUGAAAGCAGUGACUUGUUUUAAUUGUUUCAGUGUUACUGAAUUUAAAAUUCAUUCUUAACUGCUUUUUGUAAAUUUUUUAGGGCUCCAACUGUGAUAGCCACAGUUUUUUUUCCUGAAUCUUUUGUUGCUCCUUUGGUUAGUUUACACUGUGUGUUGAUACCAAAGCUAUCGAAAUCUGUUACAUAAAAUCUGUGAAAUCUUUGGUGGCAUAAUGUUAAGAAUUUUGUGUAAAUAGAUGCUUAGAGAAUUAAGUCCUGAAAUCCCUUAAUGGGAGAGAUAAAAGAGAGUAACAGUUGCUAGACUAGCCACUGAGUCACAGUUCUGUAUUUUAUCUGAAGAAGAUAAGUUUAGGAAAGGAACUGGUAGACCAUUCUGUACCAUGUUCCCUGUACCAAAAAGGUAGUUAUUUCAAUGAUAGAGGAAAUAUUUUUAAAAGAAUGUGGUAGA
Messenger RNA from Vombatus ursinus (common wombat), 2793 nucleotides. It is a transcript of the gene CUNH4orf46, whose product is annotated as chromosome unknown C4orf46 homolog. NCBI's taxonomy places the organism in Eukaryota, Metazoa, Chordata, Mammalia, Diprotodontia, Vombatidae. The record is from RefSeq and is a predicted model, not a curated record. The transcript is spliced from 2 exons. The coding region runs from base 198 to 581 and encodes 127 amino acids.